AUGCGAAAGUUUUUCACAAGGUCCAUUCAAACGAUGUCUCGAAAAUUAUCUGACCUUCCAGUAAGUUCAACCUUUACGGAGAACUUGACGCCCGAUCCAGUCGUUCCAACGGUUGAUGCGUUGAAACAUGCGAGUGAUGAAAUGCUACACAUGCCUCGCAAAGUUAACGAUGGCGCUCUGUUCACAUACAUGACUCCAUCGAUGAAAGCAGAGUCGAAAUUACUAGCUUAUAGUCCUUCUUGCAUGAAGUCGCUUGGGUUAGACGAAAGUGAAGCAGAGACAGACGCCUUUCAAAAGCUAGUUGUGGGCAAGGAUAUCGAUGUUGACAAAUGCUGUCCUUGGUCACAAUGCUAUGGAGGAUUCCAAUUCGGUGACUGGGCCGGUCAGUUGGGUGAUGGUCGAGUUGUUUCCCUUUGUGAAUUAACCAACCCAGAUACCAAAGAACGUUAUGAGAUCCAAGUAAAGGGCGUAGGACGUACUCCGUAUUCUCGCUUUGCCGAUGGAAUGGCUGUGGUACGCUCUAGCAUUCGUGAACAUUUGUGUUGUGAAGCUUUGCAUGCUCUCAACGUGCCGACGACGAGAUCUCUUGCUAUCUCUACCCUUGAUGGUGUCGCCGCUAUGCGUGAAACAGUCGAACCUUGUGCAAUCGUCUGUCGUAUGGCGCCCUCUUGGAUACGUAUUGGGACUUUUGAUCUCCCAGGGGUCAAUGGAAAUUUAGAAUCAAUACGCAAGCUAGCUGAUUACUGUUUGGACCACGUGCUUACAAAAGACUUUCAAGGACGAGGAGUCGGGAACCGUUAUGAGCAGCUUUUGCGUGAUGUUGCUUUCCGAAACGCGAAAAGUGUUGCAAAAUGGCAAGUUUAUGGGUUCAUGAACGGUGUUUUGAAUACAGACAAUACUAGUAUUCUGGGACUAUCUAUGGAUUUUGGUCCUUUUAGUUUUAUGGAUACUUACAAUCCAUCAUUUACACCCAACCAUGAUGAUGUUUUUUUGCGUUACUCAUAUCAGCGACAACCAUCGAUCAUUAUUUGGAAUCUGGCUAAACUAGCUUCAGCUUUGCUAGAGUUUAUAGGUGCAAAAGGCCAAGUCGAUGAUCCACAAUUUAUGGAAAAACUACACAACUCUCCUGAGUUGAUUUCGGAAGCUCACGAAUAUACGUUGCAGGUCUUUGAAAAUAUUGCGAAAGAGUUUUUGUCAAUCGUUCGGGAAGACUACUUUCAAUUGAUGACAGCUCGUUUGGGGCUACCUGACGAUGCUACUGCUCGAAAACAGGUUAUUGAUGCUCUUGAUAUUUUAGAAAAUUACGACCUAGAUUACCCGAACUUUUUCUCAUUUUUGACAAGAGUGAAGGUGGAAGAAGGCGAUAAUUCGUCGUCUGCGGAACGAUUGUUUGAUCUCUGCGUUAGUAGCUUCAAUAAAAACAAUCCCCGGUUCCGUAACGAAGCAAUUGGGAAGUUCGAAGGAUGGCUAGAUGCGUACCAUCAAUUAUGUGCUGAGAUCCCAGAGGUUACAAGGCUAAAUACUAUGAAAUCCGUAAACCCUCAUUUCACGUUGAGAAACUGGGUCCUUGAAGAAGUUAACAAAAAGGCUUAUGAGGGUGAUUUCGACUUAUUUCAUAAAGUUGCAAAGAUGACUGCUUCUCCUUUUGAGGAUUCAUGGGGAUUUUCAAAAGAUUUUGAAGAUACUUAUUGUUACAGUACAGGUCCUACGAAGAGUCAAAUCCAAUGCUCAUGUUCUAGUUGA
Messenger RNA from Schizosaccharomyces osmophilus, 1743 nucleotides. It is a transcript of the gene fmp40, whose product is annotated as mitochondrial protein adenylyltransferase SelO. The record is from RefSeq and is a predicted model, not a curated record. The coding region runs from base 1 to 1743 and encodes 580 amino acids. Lineage: Eukaryota; Fungi; Ascomycota; Schizosaccharomycetes; Schizosaccharomycetales; Schizosaccharomycetaceae. The transcript has 3 exons.